UCUGCAGCCAGACACUACGCAGAAGCAACUGAUUGUGUGGGUGACAAUCGACAGGGGCUCAGGCCACCAUCAAGGACAAACGAGAGUUGUCGCCUGUUGAACGGAACCAGCUUCCCCAAUGGCUUCUGGUGUCCUCUUUUCGGGUCUGUUUUUCAUUGUCCUUUCCAGCCUGUCUUCAACAAGUAACGGAGGUAUUAACGCCCAGAAUUCAGAGCUCUCGCAGCCCCAGGGGUCUGUUUCGGUCGUAAUAGGAGAAGUUCUCCACCUGGAGUGCCAAGUGGCUCGCAACCUCCCACCUGGUCCUGUGAAAUGGUACUUGGGAGAAGGACCUCAGCGGAAGCUCAUCUACGUAGAUAUCCAGACUGAUGAAGAAGACAAAAGAGUAACAAGGAAUUCUCCAGGUUCCAACACGGAUUUCACCAUCUCCAUCAGCAAUGUUACUCUGGAAGACGCGGGGACUUAUUACUGUGUGAAGGAGAGGAGAUUGCUUGGGAGAUCUUACGAUUGGUUUCAAGGACCGGGGACUCUGGUAGUUGUAGAAGGGUUCGAGAGACCACCCUUCUAUGGUCUCUAUUUGGGGCUCUUCCUGAACAAAUUAGCAGCUGCUCUCUUACUCUUCGGCUUUUUCCAAAGAAAGCAACACAGAUGCUGCCUUGCAAGAUAUUUGGCUAAAUGCAGACGCGUCUAAGGCGGGACUAGAACUCACUGGCUCCUGGUUUGUAGCCUGGUGCCUUAAACUAGUAAACUGGCUCCCUCUAUAGGUAAAAUAAGGAAGAAAAAAAGAAGAAAGAAGAAUGAAAGAAAGAAAGAAAGAAAGAAAGAAAGAAAGAUGGAAGAAAGGAAGGAAAGAAAAGAAAAACAUUAAGAAAAAUAAAGAAGAACAGAUAUAAUGAUGUUGUUCCUGAAAUUCUUCUCAGCAGUUAUAAGUAUAGGUAAUCCUCGACUUAUGACCGCAACUGAGCCCAAACUUUAUGUCAUUAAGUGAG
Thamnophis elegans (Western terrestrial garter snake) is the source of this 986-nucleotide messenger RNA. RefSeq names its product tyrosine-protein phosphatase non-receptor type substrate 1-like. The coding region runs from base 119 to 688 and encodes 189 amino acids. Gene Ontology annotation, cellular component: plasma membrane. The transcript has 3 exons. The record is from RefSeq and is a predicted model, not a curated record. NCBI's taxonomy places the organism in Eukaryota, Metazoa, Chordata, Lepidosauria, Squamata, Natricidae.